Messenger RNA from Clupea harengus (Atlantic herring), 2875 nucleotides. RefSeq names its product thioredoxin-related transmembrane protein 4 (gene tmx4). Gene Ontology annotation, cellular component: endomembrane system. Gene Ontology annotation, molecular function: disulfide oxidoreductase activity. NCBI's taxonomy places the organism in Eukaryota, Metazoa, Chordata, Actinopteri, Clupeiformes, Clupeidae. The record is from RefSeq and is a predicted model, not a curated record.
UUCUUUUUGACCACAGAACAAGCCUUUGCUGCAGUGGUGCACCAUCAUUCUUCGGGGUUGGAGGACUCCAGAAAUGUCUCGGUCCACCUUAAAAAAGGGGGCAAUAUCAUUUCCUGGUUGUUGGCCUUCGUGUGCAUUAGCAAUAUGGCGGGAUACAAAUGCUGUUGGAAGUUGAAAUAUGAUAGAAGCAGACUGUGGAUUUAUUCCUUGUUAUUGGCCUUACUGAUAAUUUCACCCAUCGCCUCAUCUGACAAUACCGUUUUGAACGUCGCAGACGCAAACUGGACUGUCAUUUUAGAAGGGGAGUGGAUGUUAAAAUUCUAUGCCCCGUGGUGCCCAGCUUGUCAACAUCUCCAAAAUGACUGGGACGGGUUUGCUGCACUAAGCGAGGCGCUGGGUAUCUCUGUUGGAAAGGUGGAUGUGACACAACAGCCAGGUCUGAGUGGGCGGUUCCUCGUGACAACGCUGCCAACUAUAUUCCAUGCUAAAGAUGGAAACUUCCGGAGGUACAUGUCCUCGCGGUCUAUUGAGGACUUCCAAGCGUACAUCUCUCAGCAGAAGUGGGAGCUAGUGGAGCCCUUGCCAGGGUGGAAGUCACCAUCCUCUUUCCUUAUGUCGGGCAUGGCGGCUCUCUUCCGUCUCUCAGUCUGGAUCAGGCAAAUUCACAACUACCUGACCGACAUCCUUGGCAUUCCUUCGUGGGGCUCCUACAUCAUAUUUGCACUCGUAACCUUGUUCACAGGGCUGCUUCUUGGCCUGAUGUUGGUCUUGAUCGCAGACUUCUUUUGGCCAUCAAGACCAAAACAAAACGAGCUGAAGGCUGAAACAAAAGGACUGAAGGAUGAGGGCUCUGAGGAGGAGAUGGAGGCCCCCCUGGUGGAGGAGAGGAGAGCGUGGGAUGCAGACAACGAGCGUGUCUCUGGCGAGGACUCCACUGAGGAUGACGCCACCCCCGUCGCGGAGGUGGCAGACAUCGCCACGGCGCCCCGCGGACACAGCGACCCCCCCACAGACCUGAGGAAGAGGAGGCCCCAAGAGCCGCAGGACUCCUCAGAGGGCACCUAACACCCCCCCACCCCACCCCACCCCUGAACCAUAUACCAGUCACCGUCUUUUUAUAUCUUGUUUUUAAAUUGCCCUCCAUCCAUAUUAUAUACGAGCCACGCAAGGUCCUAACCCUCCCCAAUGGACCAUGUUCUUCCAGGAGGGCUUUUUGCAUGAACAAAGGUGCAUACUCCUCACCCCGGAGGUCGAUGCCAAAUCUUUUACGACAGGCCUCUGGAAGUGUUUUUGAAUGUGUUGUGUGUGCUGUUAUUUUCAGUCACAUGCCAAAACAAUGAUAUCAUGCAGUAUAACAACAAAGAUAAAAAAAUUACUUGUAUAACUAUAUAUAAUCCAAUUAAUGCCUGGUCAUCACCAUAUAGCCAUGUUCAUCAUCUUUUUAGGAUCACAAAGUACAUUCUGGGUUUUUUUUCCGCAUGUAUGACUGCAUAACUAAACCAAACGGACUUGGGAGGAACUUGUUGAAAGUGAAAUACUAACCACACAAAAUGUUCAGUCCUGAUGCAGCACAGAGUUGAUAGAUGUCCAUUGUUUUUGAGAAUACAACAGAUAGAUUUGCACAGGUGUCUAACAUAGCAGUCAUUCCAGAAGACAAUCGUCACCCUGAACUACCUGUUUUAGUCAGCUGUGAUGUUUUAUUUGAUCUGGAUAUAUGAUUUUUUUUUUUUACUCUCAGGAGUGUGAAUCCACUCUGGUAUGUCCUUAAUGAUCACCUAAGGGACGGCUGGGGAGCACUUAACAUGACUUAGCUCAGCCUUAACAGCCCUACUUCUUUAAGUCGACAAGUAUGCAGUCACGACUAGCAUGCAGUUAGCACACGGUGCAGUUAGCACAUGGUGCCCAGAGGCAUAGAAGGUUGUGGGUUUUUUUUUUUCAGAAAAUGAGCCUAAAUCGUGUUCUUACAUGCAAGGAUAUAUAUAUAUAUAUAUACACGUAUGUGUCCUUGCUAUGUGCUCACUGCCUUUACCCAGUAAAAUAAAUAGAUAUCAGGCAAUGGAAAUGGACAUUUUUCCUGAAGAAAGCCAUUGAAAUCACCAAUAGUUUUAUUUAUAUAUCUAAUUUUAAUUAUAAUGAUCAUAUGCACAUUCUUAGAUUUGAAGAUUUGGGUGCUUUUUGAGACCUUUGGAUAUUUUUUAAGUAAUUUUUUUAACUUUCAGUUUUAUAAGGCAAAUAGACUGUUGCACAACAUACAUCGUAUUGAACACAGGUGUGUUUACAAAGGUUUUUUGAAGUAUUCACUAUACCUAACGGUUGGAAAACAAUAUUUCAUGUGAAAUGAUUCUGCUGACUGCUAAUAAUGUUAGUCCAGUGAACACAUCGACACUGAUCCCAGUCCAGUGAACACAUUGACACUGACCCCAGUCUUUGGGAUUUGAACUGUUUGCUUUGUAGACUGUUUGAGCUUUGCCUGCAAACACUUUUAUGGGGCCAAAAAAUACAUACAGCCUACUGUGUAUUCAAAACGCAAAACAAAACAUUGGAUACGUCACUGCCCUUUGUUUUAGGUCUGUUUAGAUGUGUGUUUUUACUAGAGUCAUGUGUUUAGACUUACAGAUACAUGCAAACCAUUGUUGUAGCGGGGUCUGUGCCAGCUUUGUAGUCAAAUCUUUUUGAAAUGUUACCUACAGCUCACAGACCCACACAACCAAUUAUUAGCGUUUGUUUUUCUUCAUUUCAUCACAAAGUAUGAUUGUGCCAUUGUUGUUUUUGUGACUGUUUUCAAAAUUUCAAAAAGGAAAUCUUUUAUCUUUGUGUGAAUUGUGAAACUGUCGUUUGAAUUUUAGGUUUCAGAUAAAAAAUUGCUUUGACUUUU